Molecule: messenger RNA, 1494 nt
Organism: Neltuma alba
Lineage: Eukaryota; Viridiplantae; Streptophyta; Magnoliopsida; Fabales; Fabaceae
Exons: 5
Coding region: 120-1259 (379 amino acids)
Source: RefSeq, a predicted model, not a curated record
AUCUAUCCCUCUUAUACGUCUCUGAUAUCUGUUCUCCUUUUUAAUUGAUAAAAUUCAGUCGGUCCUGUGGCCGAGCAUUGUCUGCUAAAGGCGGGUUGAGAGGCGCGAACGCGAAGAGCAUGGCGACAGGAGUUAGCAGGAAAAUUUCUGCUGCAUCAGCCAGGGCUCACACUAGGAGACCUAAGAAAAGCGCUUCAGUUCAUCUUCCUUCAGGAUUGCUUAGGACAGCAUUAGCAAUAUUGUUUGGGGGGUUUCUAGCAUGGGCUUUUCUGGCUAUUCGCCCUCCACCUCCCAAUAUAUGUGGCUCUCCUGAUGGGCCGCCUAUAACAGCACCCAGAAUAAAACUAAGAGAUGAAAGACAUUUGGCAUACAAAGAGCAUGGUGUCCCAAAAGAUGAAGCAAAAUAUAAAAUCAUUUAUGUCCACGGUUUUGAUUCCUGCAGGCUGGAUGCUGUGGUUGCCAAAACCCUAUCUCCAGAAAUCACUGAAAGCCUGCGAGUCUACAUUGUAUCUUUUGACAGACCUGGUUAUGGGGAGAGUGAUCCUGAUCCAAAUCGAACAGUAAAGAGCUUGGCCCUAGAUAUUGAGCAGCUUGCUGAUAAGCUGCAAUUAGGGCCUCGAUUCUAUGUGAUUGGUUUCUCUAUGGGUGGACAGGUUAUUUGGAGCUGCCUUAAGUAUAUACCUCAAAGGCUAGCCGGUGCAGCACUCUUAGCCCCAGUUAUCAACUACUGGUGGGCUGGUCUUCCUGCUAACCUAACUAAAGAAGCCUAUAGCCAACAAAAACUACAAGACCAAUGGACACUCCGUGUCUCUCAUUACUUGCCGUGGCUCACUUACUGGUGGAACACUCAAAGAUGGUUCCCUGCCUCUAGUGUAAUUGCUCAUAGUCCAGAUAAUCUCUCACGCCAAGACCGAGAGCUUAUUUCCAAGAGGGCUGAUAGAAAGAGUCAUGCGGCAGAAGUAAGACAGCAAGGAGAUUACGAAUCCCUUCACCGUGACAUCAUAAUUGGAAUGGGUAAGUGGGAAUUUAGUCCUACAGAUCUGGAAAACCCAUUUCCAAAUAUUGAAGGUUCUGUCCAUCUGUGGCAUGGAGAUGAUGAUUUGCUAGUGCCUGCUAAACUUCAACGAUACAUCGCACAAAGGCUUCCAUGGAUUCAGUAUCACGAGAUUCCAGGUGCCGGUCACUUGUUUCCUUACGCUGACGGUAUGGGUGAUGCAAUUGUUAAGUCACUUGUAAGCGGGAACGAGGCCUCCGUAUAGAAGAUAACUGGCUGUCACUCAUCAACUUCACUGCAUCUUGUAUUGAUCAAUAUGAGAUGCAUGGCCCGGUUAAUUUUGUAGUUUGUACGGCGUGUAUUCUAAUGAACCCGUGAGACCCCAGUUGCUGCUUUAUGACCGAAUUCUAAACUUCUGUUCUCGAAUGCCCGAGUCCUUUGCCCCUCUUUUUAUGUUUCUAAAUUUGGUUUGAAAGGAGAUAAAAGUGAUGGUCGAAGAA